AUAAGUACCUAUAUAAUCAAUAGCGCUGGGCAGCGAUAACGUUUUAUGUCACUUCAUCCAACACUGCAAAGUUUGUUCAUAACAUUCCUUUGUGAAAUAAGAGUGGUUUAAAAAACAAUCUGGUGUAGUAGGUAAGUCAGCUAGAUUCCUAAAUGGCUUCGAAAGGAAAAAAGUCAGUGGCAGUGGAGAUCCCGGAGUGCCCAGUAUGCCUGGAGACCAUGACCAUACCGGUGUUCCUGUGCCAGUCGGGACACAGUCUGUGUAACUCCUGCACGCUGACACUCUGCCCUCCAUCAUGCCCCAUGUGCCGACAACCCAUGACGCAGAUGAGGAACCGCUCGCUUGAGGAACUCAUCAACAAGGCGAAGUCGCCAUGCCCCAACCAGAGCUCGGGCUGUGUGUUUUCGCUGCCCGGCGCGGCGAUGGCCGACCAUCUCAAGGAGUGCCUGUUCCGUCCGCGGGAGUGCCCGCAUGCGGUCUUCGGCAAGUGCUCGUGGACAGGUGAACUAAAGAAGAUGAUGGAUCAUUUCAAGGAGAAGCACUCGGCCCACUGCGUGGCCGAACUGGACCGUGACGCAGGUUGGAGGCUGCAAGUGAACCAACUGGAUCUCAAGGAGUGCGCGCGCCACGUGUUCCUCGCCGCGCAGCAGAACUUUCUGUUUAUCAUCACCCUGAAGGUCGACACCAUGCAGCGCAUGGCCUACUGGGCGAUCCAGCAUGUCGGACAAAAGAAAGUCGCCCAACAACACCUCUACGAAAUACACGUCAUCAGCCGAAACGAUCAGCAGCGCAAAGUUGUCUUCACCGAGCACUGCUUCAACGACAGCAUAAAAGCUGAUGAGGUGUUCCGACUGGCCAACUGUGCUGUUAUGCCUCUAGACAUGCUGACCCAUUUCAUUAAGGAUAAGAUACUCUCCUUCCGCUUUGUUAUCAAGAGGUUGAAUAAAGAUAAUAAAGAGAAUGUUGGUCAGGCUCCAAGUAGCAGGGAGUCCUCUGUUUCUAGGGGCAGCGAGGCUUCGCAGGGCCCGGAGACGAGAGGCCCGGGGCCGAAGCCACAUUGGAAGAAACAUCCAGGACAGAAACCUGGCCCUAAGAAAUUCACAAAGGCUCAGGAUUAAAUAAUAAUAUUUUUAUGCCUUUUCGAAUUUUAAGUGAAUUAAAUGCAUUGGCAUUAAUUAACUAUGUAAUAAAUGGGUCUAUUGUUUCUCAUAAAGUUUUAAGUCAUAAUGUAUUGUUUGCCCGCAUUUUCGUUAGCUAUCUUCUUCUUCUUUUCGUGUCGAGGUUCCUUUUUUUAUACGAUGGAAGCCCAAUAGGCAGUGGUGUAGACAUCCCUGGCUGUCGCGUCCCUCAGAUCCAGCUCCGAUUUCGUUAGCCAUAAUUUGGUUUUUUCCCCAAAACGCCUAACUUUUCAGGAUUGCCAUAAAACAAACCUAACCUAUCUAUAGGAUAACCUAAGGAAAUUCCUGAAAAGUUAACGGUUUCAGAGUUUUUUAAUAUUAUGCCAAUAAAGGGAUCCGGUAAUAAAUACUUGUUAUGUUUAAGAAUUUCAGCAAGCAGUACCAAGAACAUUAGAUACUUAUUUUUUAUUUAUUAAAUUAGGUACUUAUUAUGUAACACUACACCUCAUAAAACAAAGUCUCCUGCCGCGUCUUCUGUAUGUAUGUAUGCAUGCAUGUUCGCGAUAAACUCAAAAACCUCUCUCUUUUCUCCACCGGCAAAUCCUUUCAGUAAGAUUUUCAUGCGGCUUUCACGUAUCAAUAGAGUAAUUCUUGUGCAAGGUUUAGUUUUAGGUAUAAUUUGUUAAUUUGUAAUAGUACAUUACGAUACAAGUGCGAAAAAUAGGAAACGACACGAGUUGCGAAUUAACUAUUUUACAGUACAUAUGACCCUUUAAAUUUUCGACAUAGUUACAUAAUGUGCUAAUUUAUGCACUAGUGCGGAAAAGUAGCACCACAUGUACUGUAAAAUUUUUUUUAGUUUUUUGGUGGUUGCCAUUCCUUAACCCACCAACGGAGCGGCAGCUGACAUACAUAGCCGUUAACCACUAUACGAGUUAUCGCCCGGGAAGCGAUUGGUCAUGGAAAUCUGUUCCUGGCACCCAGUCUAAAAUAUAUUCACAAAUAUUUGUAAGUUGGUUUGGUUUUAGUAGCCUAAUGCAUAAUUAUAAAAGCUAAUUGUAAAGCAACAAUCAAUAAUAUUAGCUUCUAAUUUAUUUUGUAAUGGGCAUUUCAAUCUUAUAAACUGCACUCUGCUGCAGUCAAUAUAGACUUUGGCUCUAAUUCUUAUACUAUAUUAUGAUUAUUUUAUUAUUUGGUAAGAAUUAUUUUACUAAUUAUAUGAUCCUGAUAAUAAUGACUGGUCUUAUUCAAAUCAUGUGGUAACAAUCAACAACAAUUAGGGAGUGAAGCAGAAGUAAUUAAAUCAAGUACUAUCUUUAUUAAAUAUGUUCAAUUGUUCA
This is a messenger RNA of Cydia pomonella (codling moth), 2458 nucleotides long. RefSeq names its product E3 ubiquitin-protein ligase SIAH1-like. Gene Ontology annotation, molecular function: ubiquitin conjugating enzyme binding; zinc ion binding; ubiquitin protein ligase activity. Gene Ontology annotation, cellular component: cytoplasm. NCBI's taxonomy places the organism in Eukaryota, Metazoa, Arthropoda, Insecta, Lepidoptera, Tortricidae. The transcript is spliced from 7 exons. The record is from RefSeq and is a predicted model, not a curated record. Gene Ontology annotation, biological process: proteasome-mediated ubiquitin-dependent protein catabolic process; multicellular organism development. The coding region runs from base 153 to 1118 and encodes 321 amino acids.